This is a messenger RNA of Ipomoea nil (Japanese morning glory), 1066 nucleotides long. Its product is annotated as DUF21 domain-containing protein At1g55930, chloroplastic-like. The transcript is spliced from 8 exons. The record is from RefSeq and is a predicted model, not a curated record. The coding region runs from base 346 to 768 and encodes 140 amino acids. Lineage: Eukaryota; Viridiplantae; Streptophyta; Magnoliopsida; Solanales; Convolvulaceae. Gene Ontology annotation, molecular function: flavin adenine dinucleotide binding.
AAAUGGUAGCCUAAUAUUAACCCUGGAUCUACCACUUACAUCAAAAUCGCAUCUCAGAUCUAAAAUCUUCAUCCGCCAUCUGCCUCGAUCGUCUCAUCGCCACAACACCUACCGCCACCACGCCGUUGGCCUCACAACCUCCACCGUGACGACGAUCUGCCGAUGCGCACCACACCGUGACAACUUCGACACAGCCACCGCCUCCAGCGCUGAUCUGCCGACGCCACUACUGCUACCACCGCCAUAGCCGACGUCUCUGCCCCUGUUUCAGACACCCACGACCGCCGCUCCAAGAAGAAAGAAGAAGAAAGAAGAAGAAAGCUCAGAGCACAAGACCACUUGCAGAUGGUGGCGUUGGUUGCGGCUUCAUCAUCAACCUCCGGAUUGACGGAGAGGAGAGGAAUUUCGGCGGCGGUGUUCGUGAAGAACUGUUCAGAUGAGCUAACUCCUAAUCUUCCAAUUAAAAAGGAUAUUGAGUUCAUGGAGAAGAGGAUUGAGGACCUUGAGAAGAGCAUGAAGGGGAGCAAUGAAUCCGAAGAGAUGCAGAAGAAAACUGGCUACAUUGUUCUCAGGGCUGAGGGAAUCUUUGAUGUGGAUGCUAAUACAUCCAUUGAUCAGCUAUCUGAUGAACUCGAGAUUAAAAUGCUCGAGGAUCAUCAAUACGAAACAGUUUCUAGUUUUGUUUGUGAAGCAUUUGGUUACAUACCUAGGACGGGUGAGAGCAUAAAAGUGAUACUUGUUAGAACAGUUCACUCAAGCAGAGCAUAAUUGAUGUGCGGGCUGUAACAUGAGUUCAGUUAUGGAGAUCAGACAACACCAGGCAGUCCAGAUGAGAUGAUAUGUUUCUCAAUGAUUUAUAUUAAACCCCUGCUUAACACCUUAUGCCAAAACAAAGUCCAAGAUCUGGGAGGCAGAGCCGAGUCAAAUGACAAGGAACUCAAGAGGAUUAAGCAGGAGAUGGUGAGUGGACUUAGUUCCUAAUUACUUUCUAUUUUUGACUUUGUUAAUUGACAAAUGUGGUAGAUGAGUACAUGUAAGAAAAAUUUCAUGGGCUAUGGUUUCUAGA